Suillus paluster is the source of this 888-nucleotide messenger RNA. RefSeq lists its product as uncharacterized. Lineage: Eukaryota; Fungi; Basidiomycota; Agaricomycetes; Boletales; Suillaceae. The transcript is spliced from 6 exons. The coding region runs from base 1 to 888 and encodes 295 amino acids. The record is from RefSeq and is a predicted model, not a curated record.
AUGGCAGGCUGUCUCACAUUCCUUUUCCCCCAAACCAUGCGCACAGCUAUGCAAUGUUGGCUCUCCAAACCAGGAGUUCAAGAAGCUCAAAAUGCCAAGGCUCGUGCUCGAGCAGCUUUAAAUAGGGCAAGGAGGAAGAAAAAAAAACUAACUGAAGAUCAAACAGCACCCAUCGCAUCAUCAAUUGAUGACUGUGAAGACCUGUCCCACAAUGUUAGUUGGGACGCCAAUGAUGAUUCAGUGCUCACGAUGGACGACGAUCUGCCCUGCCCCUAUGACUCUCAAACUCUAGAUUCCACCAAGAGAAUCUUCCAGAGGUGGCGAAAGGAGUGGUUGGUGUCAGAAGACACAUGGGGAGAAGCAUAUGAGGAAGCGCUCGCGCAUGCUCACAUGGAGGGGACACAUGAGACUGAUAUUUUCCUUGAUCAAUGUGCAACACAUGCUUUGGAGGGGAGGACGAUCUUGGAAGCCAUAUGGGGGAUUGUACACACCAGUUGCCCUUAUUGCAGGGAGUGUCUCAAUGAACAUGUCAUAUACCGGAUCCGAGCACCCCCAAUACCACCUGUGAACAUCCCCAUCCCUGAUCCAACCCCCUGUUUCCCCAUCCGCUUCAUUCCUCCUUCCCCAACAAUGCACAAAGUGCAUCUCAGCAGGAUUAGCCCUGCUACCUCCACCCAACUCCAUUCCGCUUUUCCGACAUUACCCCUAUGUCCUCCGACACCAUACCCCUUCCAUCCGACCCUAUCUGGGGUUCUGCUCCCCCGCCCUAUCGGUCCGCCUGAUCCUAUUCCUACUCCCUCCGCUUUUCCAACCCACUCGGUUCCGCUCGUGUUGUCCCACCCGACUAUUAGUCCGUCCGACUGCCUCACCGGUCCACUCCUAGACUAG